Cyclopterus lumpus (lumpfish) is the source of this 2849-nucleotide messenger RNA. RefSeq lists its product as uncharacterized. Gene Ontology annotation, cellular component: external side of plasma membrane. Gene Ontology annotation, biological process: immunoglobulin mediated immune response; cytokine-mediated signaling pathway. The coding region runs from base 121 to 1995 and encodes 624 amino acids. The record is from RefSeq and is a predicted model, not a curated record. Gene Ontology annotation, molecular function: protein binding; cytokine receptor activity. The transcript is spliced from 10 exons. NCBI's taxonomy places the organism in Eukaryota, Metazoa, Chordata, Actinopteri, Perciformes, Cyclopteridae.
UGGGCGUGGGAGGCCCUUCCAUUGAGUUAGAGGCGCAACAUUUCCUGUAAGAGCUUUCCAUAUCUGGAAGAAUGUGAGACGUGUAAGCACGCACAAAACGACUUGGAUUGUUGUUUCAGCAUGGAGUUAAAAAGGCGCGUCCGUGACAGGAUAUCUUUUGUCCUGCUCAUUCUUGGGAAUAUCGCAACAACUCUCUCCGGCAAAAAUCUUCACUGUACCAACGACUGUUGCGAGACAUUCAUUUGCCACUUUGAAGCGCAAAACUGCACUGAAUACAAUUUGACUCUGCGGUGCAAUAACUGGUAUAACGAGAGGAAAGGCACUUUCACACAGUGUGACGUGGGACAGUGCUGUUGCUCUGUUGAAGAAAUGUCCCUGAUCUUGGGGGAGAUGUAUAAUGCCACAGUUUGGAAAGGAGCCAAAAGCAUGGAGUCCAAAAUCAUCAGCGUCCAAGAAAGCAUAAAGCCUAAACCCCCAACAAUCGUCUCAGUGAAAGAAUCCAAUGGCAAUUUUCUAGUCAAGUGGGAUCCAAACAUGAAAGUCUGGUUCAGGAAUAGAUUGAGAGCUAAUGUGACUUACUAUAAAAAAGGAGACACAGAAAAGGUAACUGCAUCUUUCAAACCAACAAUAAUUGAUGGUCUGAAUAGCUAUGAAAUACUUGGUCGAAACUUGGAGCCAAGCACAACAUAUGCUGUCAGCGUGAAAAGCUCCACAUCCUUUAGUGGCAUGUACAGUGACAGUAGCAAAGAAUGGGAAUUCACAAGCACUGCGUCCCCUGAUGCCGUGCGCUUGGCUAUCAUCAUCAGCCUCAGUAUUGCUGCAGUCAUCAUCACCGGUGUUAUUUUUGUCUGUUUUGUAAAAAUAAAAACCAAGUGGUGGGACACAGCUGCCAAAUGGACAAAUCCCAAACUUUUUGUUAUUCAUCCAAGCGAGCAAAAGGUCUUGAAACCUGGAACAACCAACUUCUCCAUUGUCUACAUUGAGCCUAUUGUCCCAGAUGACAGUAAACUAUGGUCGAAGGGCUCACCAGGACACACGAGCAGUGGAAGCCUUCAGCAAAGCAGUGGAAUCAGUUUGAGCUCUUCUUGUUUCAGUUAUGCUAAUGCAGAACCUGCUGACAUUAAAGCCUGUGUUGAGGAUGCCCUUGAUAAAGUGUUUGCCGGCACGUUGUCACAUUUGACCACUAAAAAAUUAAACAAAGACAGUGGUUUGCUCUCCUUUCCCUGCUCUCCUCUCCCUGCAAACCUCGCUGAUGACAGUGGAAUGAGUUGUGAAUCAUCCGACUUUGUCAACAAAACUUAUUCCAUCCUCAUUCCCAGCUGCCCACAUGAGAUUGUGACGGACAGCUCUGAGGUCCAGACGCAGGCUGAAAUGCUUUGUGAGUCUGCGUACCAUCCCAUUGCGGGUGCCAUUGUGACCUGUGUUGACCCACAGGCACCAGCUUGUCCACUUGUUAAUUCCCCACCAGGGGUUCUAACCCUUAUGACAACGGACAUGUCAUAUCAGCCGUGCAAUGCAGAUUCUGUUGGAUUUUCAUCUGCAGAAAACUCCAGUUUGUCCUGCGUCUUCAGUGGCACCAACACAAUGGCGUCAUCUGAUCCUGUAUCUAGAGUUGAGGCCAGGUUUCAGAGCUCUGAGGAGGCGGUUUGUGGUGCGACAAAGCAACAUGGAAAACCUGAAGGGGCAACUGUGAUGGAUGAAAAACCUGCAAGCUUAUACAUCUUUCCUCCAAUGGAUGACGACUACCAGCCAUUUCAGAAUCUGGUGGGGCAGUCUGAUAUUUGGUUUUCCGAGAAGAGAACUGAUGAGAAAGAGGAACAUUUCAAUAUGUAUCCAGAGGAAUUAUUCACCAAGAUGGAUCAAAGCAUCCCAUGUUUCAAUAACAAUGUCCAGGAAAGCCAGUGUCUCUCUGAGCUUCAAAGACCUUUUCUCCAUUUGAUACCUGCUGACCAGUCUAUGCCACCGAUCUCAGACAUCGGCUAUAAGAGUGUGUAGGGCUGAAUUUGUAUACAUUUUUUUAUUGUAUGUAAUUUAUGCAUUUUAAUUUAACCACUGAGAAACAUUGCUGAGAAAUGUAGAAGAUGAGAGGGAGGUUGAGGUGGCUGUAACGGACUGUGAAUGGUGUUCCUAAUUUUUAAAACCUUUGUCAUGGAUAUCUGCAGAUGAAGAUCAUGUGAUACGACGAAAGUUUCAGAACACUUACGAAAUGGACUUUGAGUUGUGAAUGUGUUGCAACUUUGUAUGACUACAUUUCUUCUGUCAUAAACAGAAUGCACUUGUUUUGAGCUACAGGCAGCUCUCAUAUCCGUAAAUCACGUGUCAUAUCCAACUAUGUUACGUGUAAGUUCAAAUGUAUUAAAAGGACAAAUGUUGUAUAAAGCAUAGAGGACUCACUGUAAAUCUAACUAUCUCAACUGUAAUAUGCUGUAAAAUGCUGUAAUAUUAAUAAGACUUUGGUGAAAUAUGAGUGAACAGAAACGUCAUUUAUGGUAGAUUAUUUAAAUCCCUCCUUGCCCAUCAAGGAAAAAUCCAUCCAAGCUGUUUCGGAAACACAGCUGUCCUAAUGAGCUCGUCCUGUUCAGGGUUGUGAAAUGACUUCCUCGUUGCUCUUCUCUGGAACUGUUGAGUCACUUCCAAAGAAACACGGCUCACUUCAGGCCAUAUUAGUUCCAACAAAAAUGUGAAACGUAAAUACAUCCUACUAUUUCAUAUUGCAUUCACUAUAUGCAAAGAACUGGUGGUAUUCUUGUCUUUAAUCAGCACUAUAUAUCUUUAGUAAAAUGCAAUGCACAUUGCAAAUGGCACAUUUCUUUUGAAGAAAAUCAUUCAAAUAAAAGUUGUCCAUAUUA